Messenger RNA from Pogonomyrmex barbatus (red harvester ant), 2950 nucleotides. RefSeq names its product lipase 3-like. Gene Ontology annotation, biological process: lipid metabolic process. NCBI's taxonomy places the organism in Eukaryota, Metazoa, Arthropoda, Insecta, Hymenoptera, Formicidae. Gene Ontology annotation, molecular function: hydrolase activity, acting on ester bonds. The record is from RefSeq and is a predicted model, not a curated record.
AUGAUUUGGCCUCAACUGGAACUAGUAGCCAAAUACGGUUACGAGGGUGAGUUGCAUAAAGUGACUACUUCCGACGGUUAUAUUUUGGAAAUGCAUCGAAUAAAAGGACGAGCUAAUUCUACCGAUUCGAAUGUACAAAAACUCGUUGUAUUUGUGAUGCACGGCCUUCUAUGCGACUCAUCGGCUUGGGUUAUUUCUGGUCGUGAAAGAAGUUUAGCGUUUGUUCUGGCGGAUGAGGGAUACGAUGUGUGGAUGGGUAACGCGCGUGGCAAUCCGUACGCUCAUACACAUACGAAACAAAGAAUUUCACAAAAGAAAUAUUGGAACUUCAGCUGGCAUGAGAUCGGCACGCGUGAUCUUCCCGCAAUGAUAGAUCAUGUCGUAAAGACCACUGGUCGUGAAAAAAUGUUUUACGUGGGACACAGCCAGGGUACUACCGCUUUCUUCGUUAUGGCAGCAGAACGGCCUGAAUAUCAAAAAAAUAUUGAAGUAAUGUAUGCCAUGGCUCCAAUCGCUUAUUGCGGUAGAAUGAAGAGUCCCAUGAUACAGGCGAUAUCACAGUUCUCUGUUACCAUCGAUUAUUUCUGGAAUUUAAUCGGUUAUAACGAAUUCAAUCCUAAGAACGAUUUCAUAAGCGCAAUUCAACAAAUAGUAUGCUCGGAAAAAGCUAUUACUCAACCAAUAUGCUCGAAUGCUAUGUUUCUGGUGACUGGAUUUAACGCUGAGCAAUUUAAUCCGAGUCUUUUACCAGUAAUUUUAGGACAUGUUCCUGCAAGUACAGCCACGAAGCAAAUUAUUCAUUACGCACAACUCAUCAAAUCUGGAAUGUUAUUUUUAUCGGGAAAAUUUAAACAAUACGAUCAUGGAAUAUUGAGCAAUAAAGGCAUGUACGAUACGCUUAAUCCACCGAAUUACGAUUUAAGCAAAAUCAAAGUGCCAGUUCAUUUACAUUAUAGUAAAAACGAUUGGUUAGCGAAUGUCAAGGAUGUGGAAAAAUUGUACAGUGAGCUGGGCAAUCCCUUCGGUAAAACUCUAGUAGCAAAUGAAAAGUUUAAUCAUAUCGACUACAUGUGGGCUAAGGAUGUGAGGAAGCUUGUGUACAAUGAAAUAAUAAUUUCAAUGAAGAACUUUUCGAAGACGAAACUCUCUCUCUAUAUAUAUAUACGCUCACAUUCGGAAAGAAAAUCGCGCAUAAUACAGUUCGAGUUGAUCAGUUUACACACAAUAAUGUUGCUAAUUCCUCUAAUUUCAAUCCUGGCAUCUGCCAGCGCGAUGCCAUAUUCCUUAACGGAUGUGUCACUGGAUAUCACGUCGAUAGAUUUAAUACCGGCGAUUAAAGAGUUCGAGAAUCCAUACUUUUUUGAAUUCACACAAGCGGAACCAUCCACCACCUUAGAACUAGUGCGUAACCACGGUUAUAAUGGAGAACUACAUGAAGUAAUCACUUCUGAUGGUUACAUCUUGGAAAUACAUCGGAUAACAGGACGAGCUAAUGCUAUCGAUUCGAAUGUACAAAAACCCGUGGCAUUUAUAAUGCAUGGUCUCCUUUGCAGUUCAGCAAGUUGGGUUCUAUCAGGACCGGAAAAAGGUUUAGCUUUUAUUCUGGCGGAUGCGGGAUAUGAUGUUUGGCUCGGCAAUGUACGUGGCAAUACAUAUUCACGCAAACACAUGCUCAAAGAUCUCCCAGAAGAACUUUACUGGAGCUUCAGCUGGCACGAAAUAGGCAUGUACGACCUUCCCGCAAUGAUUGACUACAUUAUAAAUACUACUGGUCGUGAAAAAAUAUUUUACCUGGGUCAUAGUCAGGGUACCACCACAUUCUUCGUCAUGGCUUCGGAACGGCCAGAAUAUCAAGAUAAGAUCCAAGCGAUGUUUGCGAUGGCGCCGGUUGCUUAUUGCGGCAGGAUAUUUAGUCCCAUUUUUCAAUUCCUAGCCAAAUUUGCUGGCCCACUCGAUGUAUUGUUCAAAUUACUUGGUCAAUAUAAGUUCACACCUACUCCCGAAAUAUUAAAAAAAUUUCAAAGAUUAGUAUGCGCAGAAGACGCUAUCACGCAACCUCUAUGUUCAAACGUGCUCUUUUUAAUCGCUGGGUUCGACCAAGAACAAAUGAACACCACUCUUUUACCAAUAAUUCUGGAACAUACUCCGGCUGGAGCAUCAGUGAAGCAAGUGAUACAUUAUGCGCAACUCGUAAACUCUGGUUUCCUCAUUACAGCGGGAAAAUUUAGACAGUAUGAUUAUACAUUGAUCGUCAAUUUGAGAAAAUACGGCACAAUUAAUCCUCCUAAUUAUGAUUUAGGAAAAAUCAAAGUGCCAGUUUCGUUGCAUUACAGUACCAACGAUUGGUUAGCAAACGUCAAGGAUGUUGAUAAAUUGUAUGAGGAACUUGGCAACCCAAUUGGAAAAUUGCGAGUACCAUUUGAAAAAUUUAAUCAUUUGGAUUUUAUGUGGGCUAAGGAUGUAAAGGAAUUGUUGUAUGACAAAAUUUUAAGUCUGAUGACACAAUUUCAAUGAUCACGCAUUGAAUUUGUCAUGUCAUGAAUUUUUAAUGAAUUUUUAAAAUUUGUAGAGAUUAGUCUGUACAAUUUUGCAAAAAAUGUUAUCGGUAGAAUCUUUAAAUAAUUUAUCUUAGAAUUAAUGUUAGUAUUUCAAUUUAAAUUAUUUUUCUAUCAGAAAGAACUUUUUUCAAAUCGCAAAUUUUUUUACUCGAAAAGCAUUGCAAGAAAUUUGUAGUAAUAUUCAGAAAGAAUACUAAAGUAUUUCAAUUAUUUCUUUCACUUGCAUUUCUGAAAAAGCUUUUUGAUUUUUGACACAACAAUAUAAUUAAAUCUAAAUCUAGAUCAAUCAUUAGCAUAUACAUUAUACAUAUAAGUUGUAUUUCAAUACUCAUCGAAAUGUUAAUUUCUUAUUAAAAUUUUUAAUUAUCAAGAAUAAUGUAAUAAGCUAAAAA